Messenger RNA from Diaporthe batatas, 3723 nucleotides. Its product is annotated as Ca(2+)/Mn(2+)-transporting P-type ATPase PMR1. Gene Ontology annotation, biological process: intracellular calcium ion homeostasis; calcium ion transmembrane transport; manganese ion transport. The record is from RefSeq and is a predicted model, not a curated record. Lineage: Eukaryota; Fungi; Ascomycota; Sordariomycetes; Diaporthales; Diaporthaceae. The coding region runs from base 407 to 3625 and encodes 1072 amino acids. The transcript has 4 exons. Gene Ontology annotation, molecular function: ATP hydrolysis activity; ATP binding; P-type calcium transporter activity. Gene Ontology annotation, cellular component: plasma membrane; Golgi membrane; endoplasmic reticulum.
GUGGAUUCAGCCUCGACCCGACUCGGUUCGGAUCGACUGGCCAGACUCCAGGAUUCAAGAACCCUCCGCAAACGCUCAACAUUACACGUCAGCGCCAUCUCUUUCGACCUUCCUGUCCACAAUAGCUCUGGAGCGGACCUUUUUUCCCCCUGCAUUUGCGCGUGUUGGUGCCUACUCAGAUUGCAUUCGAGCCCUAGAAAAUCCCGUCGAACAAUGCCGCCCGCCCUGCGAUACCUACACGUCUUUUAAUGCGGCUGCCCCAGCAUUGCAGCAUUUUGGAUCCCCAGUCGUGACCCGUGCCCGUCUCGAAAGGAAACUCCCCGAAGCCGAUCGACUCGGCCGGCGAGGUCCCUCUCGAACCCUUCGGCGCAACCUUUGAGCUCCCCGGUCUUGAUCUCGCGAGAACAUGGACAGAUUCACUGGAGACUCCCCAAGCCUGCCAAUCUUCAACGAGUCGAGCAAAUCCAUCGAAUUAUCUCCCUGGGCCGACGCCGAUCGGUCACGUUCCAGAUCCCCAGGAUAUCCGCGCACAACGUCGGCGCAGUCUAGGGGCGUCGCCGACGAGUUCUCCUGCCUGACUGCCGCCCAAAGUGCCUCGCGCCUCAGGACAUCCCUGACAAAUGGCCUCACGCCCGCAGAAGCCUUGUCGCGACUGAGAGACUUCGGACCCAAUGAAAUACCCCACGAGCCUCCCGAGCCGUUGUGGCUUCGAUUCCUAGGUCAAUUCAAAGAGCCCUUGAUUCUUCUCCUCCUUGCUUCCGCCGGGGCUUCUGUUCUCGUGGGAAAUGUGGACGAUGCCGUCAGUAUAACCAUCGCUGUAACUAUUGUUGUCAGCGUCGGGUUUGUGCAGGAAUACCGGUCCGAAAAGUCCAUCGAGGCCCUCAACCAUCUUGUCCCGAACCAUGCGCACUUGAUCAGGAGCAUGCCGGCCAAGACGGGCUCUGGCCCCAAGACACCGACAUGGCAACCGGCUGGCGAAGAUGGACUGGAAGAGGACGGGUCGUCAGGCGCCCCCACGCCAGCCGAAGAGGUUCUUGAAGCCACAUCCUCCAAAGUCAUGGCCGGGACCUUGGUACCAGGGGAUCUGGUCAUGUUCACGACGGGCGACCGCAUCCCAGCCGAUCUGCGCGUAACAAAAGCCGCCGACUUGACCGUCGAUCUAUCCAACCUCACUGGAGAGACCGAGCCGAUCAAAGUGACUGCCGAGCCACGGUCCCGCGCUGCGGUGGCGUCGGUGGCUCAAGGAACGUCUACUCUGCAGCUGCCGGCUCCGACUUUUGCCAGCUCAUCGGAAGGCUUGGUUGAUAAACCCAGCCAGGACUCGAACGAAGCUCAGAAUAUUGCGUAUAUGGGGACCUUGGUGAAAUCUGGUCACGGCCAGGGCGUGGUCUUCGCGACGGGCGGGGACACUCAAUUGGGCACCAUUGCCACGAGCGUUACCGACACCGAGAGCCCUCGCUCUCCUCUCCAGCUCUCCAUGGAUGAGCUUGGCUCGCAGCUGAGCAAGUUCUCAUUCGUGGUCAUAGGGCUGAUAUCCAUCGCUGGCUGGUUUCAGGGUAAAAAGCUUCUUGACAUAUUCACCAUCUCCAUAUCACUCGCCGUCGCCGCAAUCCCCGAAGGACUACCGAUCAUUGUCACUGUUACGCUUGCUCUUGGUGUGCAUCGGAUGGCCCGUCACAACGCCAUCGUUCGCAAAAUGCCCAAAGUUGAGACGCUGGGGUCUGUGAACGUGGUCUGCUCAGACAAGACCGGUACACUCACGAUGAAUCAUAUGACAAGUUCGAAGAUGUGGUAUUUUGGUGCGAAGGAUGUCGUUGAUGUCGACUCAGAUGACGAAGUCACAGACGUCACUCCUGACGCCGCAACACUGCGCAUUCUACGCAUUGGCAACAUCGCCAAUGAUGGGCGCCUAGCCAGGCGGUACACGGAGAACGGAGCUGCAGCCAAGGCCGUACUUUCUUCGACUCUAGGCCGGGAUGAGCCUUCGACCUACACACGCUGGGUUGGCCAGCCCACCGACGUCGCUAUGCUUGACUUGCUAGACAGGUUCCGUGAGCACGAUGUACGCGAAUCGAUUGGAACUCGGACGUCAGAGACGCCCUUCAGCUCAGAGAGGAAAUGGAUGGGCGUCACAAUUGGGUCUGACAAGAGCGAAAAGGAGUUCGCUUAUAUGAAGGGGGCUCUGGAACGAGUCCUAGAAGCAUGUGACAGUUACAUGUCGAAAGAUGGCCGGGAAUUUGUUCUGGAUUCAUCUCGCAAACAGGAGAUCCAACAGGCUGCGGACGCCAUGGCUGUGAAGGGGCUCCGGAUCAUCGCAUUUGCCAGUGGACCUGUCAACAGGUCUGGCAGGAGCAAGUCCAACGGAGUACCCUCCAGGAGUGGGACUCCCGGGAAUGAUGGAAGCGCCAGCCCCCGGCUUCAAGAGGACGAGACUGUAUACAAAAGUCUUACAUUCGCCGGUUUGGUCGGCAUGAGUGAUCCACCGAGACCUGGCGUUGGCCGGUCCAUCAGAAGACUCAUGCGUGGAGGUGUCAAGGUGAUCAUGAUCACAGGCGACGCGGAGACCACGGCAAUGGCGAUUGGCAAGCAACUCGGAAUGGAGAUUGCUGCCCCUCGGGAGCACGGCCCAGGCCAGGUCUCGGUCAAACCGGUCCUGACCGGCAGCGACGUGGACAAGUUGUCCGAGGAAGACCUUGCACAGGCGAUGCAGAACACCACCAUCUUCGCUCGUACUACUCCCGACCACAAACUCAAGAUUAUAAGGGCUCUCCAAUCGCGCGGGGACAUUGUUGCAAUGACCGGGGACGGUGUCAAUGACGCACCGGCGCUGAAGAAGGCGGACAUUGGCAUUGCGAUGGGCAAGAACGGGACUGACGUGGCAAAGGAGGCCGCAGACAUGAUCUUGACCGACGACGACUUCUCCACCAUCCUGAACGCCAUCGAGGAGGGCAAGGGCAUCUUCAACAACAUCCAGAACUUCCUGACCUUCCAACUGAGCACAAGCGCAGCUGGCCUUUCCCUGGUCUUGAUUUGCACCAUUCUGGGAUUCAAGUCCCCACUGAACGCGAUGCAAAUCCUCUGGAUCAAUAUCAUCAUGGAUGGCCCUCCGGCGCAAUCCUUGGGCGUCGAGCGCGUUGACCCCGAUGUAAUGAAGCGACCGCCGCGCCGGCGCGGCGCACCGGUACUGACGCGGGCGCUCAUCCAACGGGUGGCGCAGGCAGCCUUCAUCGUGAUGCUGGGGACGAUGCUGGUGUACACGCACGAGAUGCUCGGGGACGGCGAGGUGACGCGGCGCGACACGACCAUGACGUUCACAUGUUUCGUGCUCUUCGACAUGUUCAACGCGCUGGCGUGCCGGUCCGAGUCCAAAUCUGUACUGCGCGGCGAGGUCGGGCUGUUCUCCAACACGCUCUUCAACUGGGCCGUGUCGAUGAGCCUGGUGGGCCAGCUGCUCGUCAUCUACUUCCCCUGGCUGCAGGAGGUGUUCCAGACCGAGGCCCUUGGCUUCUAUGACCUGGUCGGCCUGGUCAUGCUCUGCAGCACCGUCUUCUGGGCGGACGAGGCGAGAAAGUGGUGGAAGUACGGCAAGAAACGGCUCGGGACUGGAUACAGCCAGGCUGUGUGAGAGGGGCGUUCACCCCCCUAUUUAGUUGUACUAUGCAUGGCGUAGCGCUUGUAUAUACAUUUUGUAGAGGCAUUGUAAUAGACCACAUAUGUACUAUG